AUGCAGUGCGUCGGCAUGAGUCGCCGCUCACUCGUCGGCAUAUGGCGACUGUUCCCACGAACACUUGAUCGACCUUUCACCACAUCCUCUCCUCUCCUACGAUCGAAAAAGAGACAAAAGCAGAAUGAGCAUCCCAAAGGAGGAUCCGAGCGUCAAGGAUCUGACGCGAAGAAGAUCGCAAAAGCGCUGGGCUCCGUGAGAAAACCGCCAAGUAUCACAGAGCAACGAAAUUUCAGCCAGAUGGUGGAGGCAGCUCUAUUGGAUUGCAAAACCAGGCUUCGAGGCCUUGGAGAGCUGCCUUCGACAUGGGACCGAUUCGAGCGCCAGGUCAUCAAUGCUUGCCGUGUUACGGAUUCGAAUCGGCCUCAAAAGACGGGCCCGUUAACCAUCCUGAGAGCAGCGAUGCACAAGGCAUAUAUCACGGCAGGCGCACAGGGAUUACGGGAUGAAAUAGAAUAUAUGGUCUAUGCGGAAGAUCUCACAGACAAAUUCUCCGCUCCCAACCUCGAAGCGCAACAGAGACUGGCGGACCUCCGACAUCCCCCCCGAGUGGUAUCCUCGCGCUCGAGCGAUUCAACGAACAAUUCAUCUUCACGGAAAACAUAUCACGCGUUAAAACGGCUGGAGACAUCUAAGAAUGGGUUCUAUGCAGGACCAUUGAGGUUGCUUGCGCAGGAAGUUUAUCACCGCUUCAAGGACCAGGGGAUUCCUAGUAGUCUUGUGACCGGAGACGAGGUCAAGUCUCCGGAGGAUGGCCAGAUCCCCCACAUAGUGAGCAACACAGUGGAAAUGGUCAGCAUGGGGCAAGAAUUCGAAGUGGGAGUCAUCGAUGAGAUUCAAAUGAUUGCGGAUUCCAAGCGAGGCUGGGCUUGGACUCGAGCGGUUCUUGGAGCAAUCACCCAUGAGCUACAUCUAUGUGGUGAAGUCCGCGCAGUUCCUCUUAUUCGAGAGCUCUGUGCUCUCACGGGAGACAAAUUGGAAAUUCACCGUUAUGAACGGCUGAAUGGUCUCGAGGUCGCGCAAAAGAGUAUUCGAGGCGAUCUCAGUAAACUUGAGAAAGGGGAUUGUCUGGUGGUAUUCUCCCGAGUCGGCAUUCAUACCUUCAAACAAGAAAUCGAAAAAGCGACUGGACGAAGAGUUGCCAUCGUUUACGGUGGCCUUCCAGCGGAAAUUCGAACCCAGCAGGCGAACCUAUUUAACGAUCCAGACAACGACUAUGACUUUCUUGUGGCCAGUGAUGCCAUCGGUAUGGGAUUGAACUUGAGUAUCAAGCGUGUCAUUUUUGAGACUCUGAUCAAGAGGACCAAGCAGGGUUUAAAGCGACUCACCGUUUCCGACAUUCGACAGAUUGGUGGCCGGGCAGGCCGCUACCGUGCUGCUGGCAGUACGGAAACCGUCCAAGAUGCAGGCAUUGUCACUUCAUUCGACGAAGUUGAUCUUCCACAUAUCAAGGAAGCCAUGGAUACUGAGCCUCCACCUAUCCGCUCUGCAGGGAUAUGGCCGCCAAACUUUGUCAUUCACAAACUCGCGGCAUACUUCCCGCCAGGUACUCCCUUCGAGUAUAUCAUCAAACGGCUCCUUGAGCUCGUUCAAACAAAUCCUCUGUUCUUCAUAUGCGAGGGUGAAUCUCAGCUUGCCAACGCUGAAAUCAUUGAUUCAGUGUCACAAUUGAGUGUCACGGAUCAGUUGACCCUUAUGGCCGCGCCUAUGGACUCGAAAGGUAGCCUACGCGAUGUCUGCUGCAGCUUUGCCGACUGUGUCGCAGAGAACAGUCAAGGGCGGCUGCUCGAAAUCCCGGGGCUCAACCUGGAAAUCUUGCAGUCACCGGUAUCUGGAAACCGCAACUACCUGAGUGAACUAGAAGCUCUCCAUCAGUCGAUGAUUCUCUAUUCCUGGUUAAGUUUCCGCUUUGGUGGCGUGUUCACGGAUCGAACGCUUGCAGCGCAUGUCAAGGAAAUUACAGAGCAGAGAAUGAUUCGAGCUCUAACUGAGUUCUCUGCUAACAAAACCUUGCGUAGAAACACUGCUCUUCGUCGUGAAAUCGCCUUGCAGAAACAGCUUCUCUUGGAGAAACAAGCAAUGGCCCAGAGCGGUAUCGAGGUUCCUUCUGGAGAUGACGCGGUCGAAGAUGCUCCUUUGUCUGAGAUCGAAUGGCCAGAUGACGCCGAGGCGGCCGAGUCGGAAGCGCCUUUGGAAGGGUUUGAAAACAGCACGCAUGAUGAGGUUAUGUCGCACCCUCAGCCACAGACACCCGUAAUGUACAAUACAGUGUAA
This is a messenger RNA of Penicillium chermesinum, 2274 nucleotides long. Its product is annotated as ATP-dependent RNA helicase SUV3. Gene Ontology annotation, cellular component: mitochondrial degradosome. The transcript is spliced from 4 exons. The record is from RefSeq and is a predicted model, not a curated record. Bases 1 to 2274 code for a protein of 757 amino acids. Gene Ontology annotation, biological process: mitochondrial RNA 3'-end processing; RNA catabolic process. Lineage: Eukaryota; Fungi; Ascomycota; Eurotiomycetes; Eurotiales; Aspergillaceae. Gene Ontology annotation, molecular function: RNA helicase activity; hydrolase activity, acting on acid anhydrides.